Molecule: messenger RNA, 2731 nt
Organism: Myiozetetes cayanensis
Lineage: Eukaryota; Metazoa; Chordata; Aves; Passeriformes; Tyrannidae
Product: lens fiber major intrinsic protein-like
Exons: 3
Biological process (GO): transmembrane transport
Cellular component (GO): plasma membrane
Molecular function (GO): water channel activity
Source: RefSeq, a predicted model, not a curated record
GGGUCCUCAAAGUUCUGUGGGGUGACACAGCAUCCCUGGAAUGUGAGGGGCAGGAUGGAGAGUCCCACAGGGCUUUGGGGCCCGAGCAGAGGAUAGGGGACUCCCUGGCCUGGGUGGGGACAGGAUGGGGGGGUCCCAUAGGCCUUUGGGAGGCAGGACAGGGGUCCCCCCAACCUGGAGAGCACAACAGGGGCUCCCAACGCAGCUGUGCCCGGCCUGGGAGAGGGUCUGGGGGACCCUGGUGGCCCCCACCCGCCUGAGGGCCCCUUGUCCCCGCAGUGUCCCCCGCCCGUGUCCCUCCCGCACGUUGCCCCCGUGUCCCCCCGCUGUCCCCGCGCUGUCCUGGCCCUUUGUGGCCGCGGAUUGUUCUGGCUUUGCCGGGCUCAGCACCCCCCGUGCCCCCCCCGUGCUGAUCCAGGCCCUUCGCCCGCUGACUCACCCCACGUGCGGGGCCGGUGCUGAGCUGGCAGAGCCACGGCCCGGGGGGGCACGGGGGGUCCCCCGAACCCUCCACCCCCCCCAGGGACCCGCCUGGCAGGGACAGCCCUGCCCCUGUGCCUGUCCCAGCUGUGCCACCCCCACAGCCCCUCUCCCCUGUCUUGUCCCAUCCGUGUGAGCCCCCCGUGUCCCCUCAGGGGCAGCCCCGUUCCCAUUCCCAUCCCAGGUGUGUGACCCCCCUUCCCUCACCCCCAGCCUUUCAUCCCGGCCUUUCAUCUCCGGUCGUCCUGGCAAUACCCCAAAGGGGGGGGGGGUUGCCAUGGCACCCAGGGAUGCUCUGAACCCAAGCCAAGGACCCUGCAGCCCCCCCAGGGUUCUGUCCAGCCCCUCAGCCCCCAGGGGUGGCAGUGCUGGGGUAGGAGGUGCCCACAGCUGUGCCAUGGCCAUCAGGGAGGUAAGGCCCUGCCAACAGCCCCCGUCCCCCCAGAGCCACAGCCCCGGGGUCCUGCCCUGCCACGGGGGGUGGGUGAGUAGUGCCCUAACUCAUGGGGACCCCCCAGCCUGGCACAGGGGUCCCUGUGUGCCCCCCACUGCGGCUCCGGCCCCCACCUCCAUUCCCAUAACCCCCUGUGAGCCCCCCCGUGUCUCCCGGCCUGGUGCCCCCAUUGCCAGGGUGCUCCAUCGCCGCAGUGCCCGGGUGCUGAGGGCCCCAUGCCCACGGUCUCCAUCCCCAAGGGACCCCUCCCCUGGGGUACCCCCUCCCCACGGUACGUGGCCCCUGGAGGACCCCCAUGCCCAAAGCCUCGUGUCACCACGUCCCCCAGUCCCAGCGGUGACCCCCCUCUCCCCCCAGGAGCUGUGCAGCGGCCGCCUCUGGCGGGGGGUGCUGGUGGAGGCCGUGGGGACCCUCAUCUUCGUGGGGGUGGUGCUGGGGGCCUCGGCGGGCCCCGGCCCCCUGGCGCCGGCGCUGGCCGGGGGGCUGGCGGCCGGGGGGCUGGUCUGCACCCUCGGGGGGCCGCAGGCCAACCCCGCGCUCACGCUGGCCCUGCUGUGCACCCGCAAGCUCGGCGUCCUCCGCGGGGCCCUGGCGGUCCUGGCCCAGUGCGCGGGGGCUUCGCUCGCUGCCGCGGCCUGCCGGCCGGCACCGGCCCGCUCACCGGGGUGAGUGUCCCCAGCCCCGCGCCCUCCCGGGGCAAUCGGGGUGGGUGGACAGGUGUCCCUCCUGCAGGUGGGGACGGCGGGGACGGUGCUGGCCUGGGAGACCUUCGGCACCUUCCAGCUGGCGCUGGCCGCCUUCGCCACGGCCGAGCGCGCGACCCCGCAGGCCGGGCUGGCCCUGGGCAGCGCCGUGGCCACCGGUGCCCUGGCCGCGGGGCCAUUCUCGGGGGGCAGCAUGAACCCCGCACUCGCACUGGGGCCGGCUGUCGUCACCGGGGUCUGGGACCGCCACUGGGUGUACUGGCUGGGGCCGGUGCUGGGCGCGGUGCUGGCCGGGCUCUCCUACGAGUUCCUCCUGGCCCCCGGAGCCUCCCGGGAGAAGUUGGGCGCCUGCCUCGCCUGCCGGGACGUGGCACUGGUGGAGACCCCCAGCCCAUCCCCUUCCUCACCCUCCGCCCGUGGCCCCCAAGCCACCCAGGCUGAGCGGGAUCAGGGCACGGCGUGAGCCCCCUGGACCCCCUCUCUGAUCCCCCCCACCAAUCCUCGACACCCCGAUGCCCUUUCCCCACAGCCCCCAGAGCCUUCCGUGGGGGGCAGCCAGGGCACGGUGUCCCUCCACUGGGAUGGGGGUCCCUGUACGAUGGCUCCAGCCCCCCCCAACCUUUUACUUCCCCCUCUGCCUCCCCGGGGGGAUUAAAGGUGUUUGGGGGUCGCAGGUGGGCCCGGAGUGAUGCUGUGAUGGGCAGGGGGUCCCGACCACCGCCCUCGGACCAUGAGGGUGCCGCGACGACGCUGGGGCUGCUGGUGGGUGGGUGCCCCCUCCCAGCGGCCCCCCGGUGAGGGUGGGGGCCGGGACCCCCCGUUGGCCCGUCCCGUGCCGGGGCGCUGAGCACAGCAAAGCCCUUUGUGGUGGCCUCUGCAGCCCCGGCAGAUUCUGGCGGGCGCCAAUGGCCGGGCCGAGCCCUAAUCCCCCCGGCCGGGGACUCAGCGCCCGCUAAGCCGGGCUGAAUAAACCCUCCCGCAGACAACAGCAGCGGGGGGGCCGCCCCCGCAGCCCCCAGUGGGGCUGAACCAGGGGGAGCCACCCGGGAACCCCCUUUGGGUAGGGGAGGCUCCUGAUGGGGUUGCCCCAAAG